CUCUGGCUUUGGUCAUCCGAUUUUGAUUAGCCUACAUUUGGAUGUUUUUCAGAUAAUUGUACUUGGAGUUCAUUGAACUUUUUGAUUGUGUGAUUUAGUAUUUCUCUUUAAAAUGAAAUUUGAGAGCAAGAAUAUGGAGUUGGGGAUAUCCCACUCAUCUCCUUCCAAAGAAACAAGCAUUUGGCAGCCUUUCACAGAAAAAAAGUACAGUUGUGAGUGCGCUGGAAUUCAGGUCAGAGGUAGGUAACCUUAGAAGAGCCCAAGAACGAAGAGGGCUGCUUUAAAUACUUAUUAUAUUGAGUAAUGACAGAAGAAAGCCACUGUACUAGAAAGGGCGUAGCCCAGACUUGCUGUAAGAGGGUGAUUUAUGCACCAGACCAUAGGCUGACGCUGAUGACCAAGGACACCUGGGGCUGAGCUGUAUACCCAGGGAAGCAGGUAAGUGUCAGGGAAGGGUGCGUGUGAGAACACCAAGCUGGCUGUGCCCACAGGGAGGGGACUUUCUAAUACAUUGUUAGGAACAUCGCAGAGUGAGGUUGUACCUUUAUUUCUUUUGCAAUUACUUAUUGAGUGUGCACGGUACUGUAGGGGCUGGGAGGGGAUAAAAGAGCUGAAUGGCUUUCUCUAGAAUGGUGGCCUGUCUCCCCGGUAGUAACUUGCUGACCCUGCCCCUGAAGUGAAAAAGAGUGUGAAGGGCUACUUGCUCAAGCUUGUUCUCUUUUCUUACCUCUUCCCCCUCUGUGGUUUCCUCUGCAGCUGAACAGGCCCCAGGCAGCCUGCCAUGAGAUCGUGCUCCAAGGACCGGUCGUUCUGCUGGACCCACGGGCUCCUGGUAUUCAUCAGCCUGCUCCUCAGUGUCUGCAGCUCUGCAGCCAACACUUCUGGAGCACAUGGCUCUGCAGUGAAGGAUUCUGGGAACCACAUUCAUCUGAAGUGCAUCCGAGGAGGUUUUGUCUUGUUUAAUGUGACCGAGAAGCACAGGGCAGAUGCAGGAGCCGAAGUGCAGGAGGUUGCAUGGGGUUUGGGCACUCCGUUAAAUCACACACAGGUGCUGCAAGUCCGUAGGGGAGCCGACUCUCCCAUCUGGUUGAGCCUCCAGGACAAGUUCAAGCAGAGGGUCCAUGUGCCCAGCAUGUGGUCUCUGAGGAUUGAGAACCUGGCCCCUGAAGACAGUGGGCAGUACGUGGCCAUGAUCCGCUUAACUCAGGGAAAAAUGCUUGGCCAGGUUUUCUACCUGACUGUCUAUGAUCCUGUGCCUCACCCUGAGAUCCUGGCCAAGUCACUGUCUAUCAUACCAGGCCUGUGUAACAUCACUCUGGAAUGCAGGGCUCCAGGGGCCACCCAGGACCUGAAUGUGACUUGGGAGAGCAAGGGCCUCUUCAGAGAGCUGGAGCAGAGAGACACAUCAGGACCAACCGCCAAGCUUUGGACCCUGGCUGUGAGCCUGCCCCUGAACCAGCGGAUCGGCAAUCUCACCUGUGUGGUCAGCAACCAGGUGGAUCAGAAAGCUGCAACCUUAGACCUUGGGAAAGUCUGUGCCCAAGGAACAGGUACACAGAAACAGUACAUGGUUAUACUGCUGCCAGGCAUCCUAGCAGCUGCUGUGGGUGUCCUGUUGGUCCUGGGAACUGGGUUGUUGCUUUUGAAGACAUGUCAGAAGAAGAAGAAGACAACGAUGGAAAUAAAAAAUGGUGGAGGAUUGCAGAAGAACCAUGGGGUUGAUGAUGGUGGCAUCCCCUUUGAGACGCUCAGCCAGCAAGUGUCUCAGAAGGGCAAGGACAAGAGCAUCGGUGAACAAUAUCUUGGAAAAAAGGAAUCUCUCACUACUAUCUACAGUGAGGUCUGUUAUCCAGACCAGACCAUGGAGAUCAUUUGAUUGGAGGAAGCAGGAGGAUCUGGCACUCCCAGGACACCUGCAUUCUGAGCCUAAGUCCUGCAGACCCCUGCCUUUCCCAGCUCUGGUUCAGUUCCAGCUUCCCCUUGUGUGUGUUACUCUGACCUCAUAGCUACAUUUCUAGAGGGUACACAUGGCCUGGUUGUACUCUGUGACACUUCCCAAGCUGCCCUUACACUCGGGCAAGGACUAUUCUCCAUCAUUGAGAUGGCUCCUGACCCCUGUUCUUCAUAAGCCUUCCCAAGAGGAGCCUGUCUGAUUGAGCAGGUGUCAAGUCCCCACCACCUCUGCCGUCACUGGUGUGUGUACUUCUGACGACACAAGCCCAGACACAGGGACUGUGCAGAGGUGCUGACUGUGCUGCAGAGGAGGGUGGUGGGACCUGGCUUCUGGAUGCUGAGUUGGAGGACAGCGUGGAUGGAUAGAAACCAAUAAAGGAAAAGGCCAA
Saimiri boliviensis boliviensis (Bolivian squirrel monkey) is the source of this 2342-nucleotide messenger RNA. RefSeq names its product SLAM family member 9-like. Lineage: Eukaryota; Metazoa; Chordata; Mammalia; Primates; Cebidae. Gene Ontology annotation, cellular component: membrane. The record is from RefSeq and is a predicted model, not a curated record.